GAGGCCGCGGGGCGGGGCGGGCCGCUGCCCGGGAGUCCGAGCUCGCGCCCCCACCCCAGGCCAGCCCCAGAGGGGUCCCCGGCCCGAGCCGGAGGCCGGUGCUGCCCGGGUUCCCGUGCCCGCGCCGUGCCCUGAGUCCGAGUCCGGCCCGAGCCGCGGCGGCGCGGCAGGGACGUCGGGAGCCGCCCGUGGCCCCACCUCGCUGUCUGCUGCCUUGUCUCGGCCUCACCUGCUGGGACAGCCGCCACCAUGUUCUCGUGUGUGAAGCCCUACGAGGACCAGCACUACUCUGCCCUGAAGCGGGCCUGUCUGCGCAGGAAGGUGCUCUUCGAGGACCCCAACUUCCCGGCCACCGAUGACUCGCUGUACUAUAAGGGCACCCCAGGCCCCACGGUCAGGUGGAAGCGGCCCAAGGACAUAUGUGAGGACCCCCGCCUCUUUGUGGAUGGCAUCAGCUCCCACGACCUGCACCAGGGCCAAGUGGGCAACUGCUGGUUUGUGGCGGCCUGCUCGUCGCUUGCCUCCCGGGAGUCACUGUGGCAGAAGGUCAUCCCAGACUGGAAGGAGCAGGAGUGGGACCCCGAGAAACCCAAUGCCUAUGCGGGCAUCUUCCACUUCCACUUCUGGCGCUUUGGAGAGUGGGUGGACGUGGUCAUUGAUGACCGGCUGCCCACAGUCAACAACCAGCUCAUCUACUGCCACUCCAGCUCCCGCAACGAGUUCUGGUGUGCCCUGGUGGAGAAGGCCUACGCCAAGCUGGCGGGCUGUUACCAGGCCCUGGAUGGAGGCAACACGGCGGAUGCGUUGGUGGACUUCACAGGCGGCGUUUCCGAGCCCAUUGACCUGACUGAGGGCGGCUUCGCCAACGAUGAGGCCAAGAGGAACCAGCUCUUCGAGCGUGUGUUGAAGGUGCACAGCCGGGGAGGACUCAUCAGUGCCUCCAUCAAGGCAGUGACAGCAGCAGACAUGGAGGCCCGCCUGGCGUGUGGCCUGGUGAAGGGCCAUGCGUAUGCAGUCACUGAGGUGUGCAAGGUGCGCCUGGGCCACGGCCUGCUGGCCUUCUUCAAGUCGGAGAAGCUGGACAUGAUCCGCCUGCGUAACCCCUGGGGCGAGCGGGAAUGGAACGGGCCCUGGAGUGACACCUCGGAGGAGUGGCAGAAAGUGAGCAAGAGUGAGCGGGAAAAGAUGGGUGUGACCGUGCAGGAUGACGGGGAGUUCUGGAUGACCUUCGAGGACGUGUGCCGGCACUUCACUGACAUCAUCAAGUGCCGCUUGAUCAAUACCUCUUACCUGAGCGUCCACAAGACGUGGGAGGAGGCCCGGCUGCGGGGCGCCUGGACGCGGCACGAGGACCCCCAGAAGAACCGCAGUGGCGGCUGCAUCAAUCACAAGGACACCUUCUUUCAGAACCCACAAUACAUCUUUGAUGUCAAGAAGCCGGAAGAUGAAGUGCUGAUCUGCAUCCAGCAGCGGCCGAAACAGUCUACCCGCCGGGAUGGCAAGGGUGAAAAUCUGGCCAUUGGCUUUGACAUCUACAAGGUGGAGGAGAACCGCCGGUACCGCAUGCACGGCCUGCAGCACAGGGCCGCCAGCUCCAUCUACAUCAACUCUCGCAGUGUCUUCCUACGGACCGACCAGCCCGAGGGCCGCUUUGUCAUCAUCCCCACCACCUUCGAGCCGGGCCACACGGGCGAGUUCCUGCUUCGGGUCUUCACUGACGUGCCCUCCAACUGCCGGGAGCUGCGCCUGGACGAGCCCCCCCACUCCUGCUGGAGCUCCUUGUGCGGCUACCCCCAGCAGGUGACCCAGGUGCACGUCCUAGGGGCUGCUGGGCUCAAGGACUCCUCGACAGGGGCCAACUCUUACGUGAUCAUUAAGUGUGAGGGGGACAAAGUCCGCUCGGCCGUGCAGAAAGGUACCUCGACGCCCGAGUACAACGUGAAAGGCAUCUUCUACCGCAAGAAGCCAGGCCAGCCCAUCACAGUCCAGAUCUGGAACCACCGAGUCCUGAAGGACGAAUUCCUGGGCCAGGUGCACCUGAAGGCUGACCCCGAUAACCUCCAGGCCCUGCACACCCUGCACCUCCGGGACCGCAACAGCCGGCAGCCCAGUGACCUGCCCGGCACUGUUGCUGUGCGCAUCUUCAGCAGUGUCUCCCUCACGGCCAUCUGACACCUGCCCACCUGCCUGGCCUCCACAGUUUUACCAUCUGCAUGUCCCCAACCUGGCCAGGGACUAGCCUGGGAGCCAGGAUGCUGGGGGCCUCUUCCCAGCUUUUCCACUGACUUGCUGGGUGACCUGGGGAGGCCUCUGCCUUUCUCAGGGCCUCAGUGUCCCCAGGCCCCCGCAGCGUUCCCUUGUCAUGGAGGAGCCUUCCUUUGAGAUUGACAAUAGCUCUCCUUCCCCCAACUGUCACCACUGCGAAGGGACUCUAUCCGUUGAAAACAUUUCCCCAAGGCCCUGCUGUCUGCAGACGGACUGCCAAGAUGCCACUUGUUUACACGCAAUCUGCCACGUCCCCAAACCCCACCCUUGCCCCUUGUGUCCCGGGCCUGCCCCUGUGAACUAGACCUUGCUUUCUCUGUCACCGACACCUGGUUUUCCUAGCCACCUUGAAAGGACUCUCAGCUCUUGCUGGGUUCCUGCUUGGGCUGGAGUCAGGAAGAUGGGCAGGUGACAUAUGUUCAUCCUGUCCGCGUGCCCAUCCAUUUAUUUAUUCAACAGAGAUUUGCCAAAUGAAUGAACGUUGGUGGUGCCAGGCACCUCCCUGCCACUCUGGAGACCUGGCGUCUGUCCUGGACCUCACCCCUGCUCUCAGGUCCUCUCCGAGGCCGAAGCCCAGAUGCCCAGACGCCCAGAUUCCCAGAGGAGUUAUGGCCGCCAUCUCACCCCAGGCUCUGAUUUCAUUCCUAGCCUCAGUGAAGGCCCCUAGUGGGAUGGCGGCAGCGGUGGGGAGGAAGGGCAUCUUCCUGCCUCUGCUACCUUCAUGCCCGGAGGCGUGUGCCUGGUUUGGUGGGCCAGGAGGGUGUGGGGAGGCCUGGGGACCUGAAGGCCCCCUUCUGCUGCGAGACCUGGGAUUUUCCCGGGAGGAGGGACCCUGGGGUGGUGGUCUCAGGCCCAAGGGGCUCAGGUCACUUGUCGGGCUUGGCAGGAGACAGGCAAAUCCAUCACCUGACCAGAGGCCCCUCUCCCAACAUUCCCCGCCAGAAUGCAGCCUUCCUCUUGCUGCGGGACCAAAAUGUUCCUUGAGGCCUCAAUGUUUUAUAUUCUUUAUGUGUUACCGAUUUUAACCAGGGGCUUUUAAAGGAAAACUGAAAGCCUGAACCCCUUUUUUCAUCUUCCAACUCCAGCUCCUGCGGUCCUCUGAUUUUAUUUUGAUUCUGCAAGGGGAGGGAUGAGGAGAAAUCCUGCCUUCUCAGAGGAGGCCCACAGUGGGGUGAAGAAGAGGGUGUUUUCUACUUGGAUGUAUCAUCCCCUGGCCCCCCUGGGUUCUUGGUGAGUGUUGGCGCCACGACCUGCUUGGGUCUCUUCUGUGCCCUUCUCUGGCUCCAGCCCGGGCGACGUAAAUGAAAAGCCCAUGGGUUCAAGAACAGGAAUUCCUGUGGCCUUGCUGGGGAUUCCUUCUGGGCACCUGAAUGUUUGGCUCCGGAGCUGGCUGUUCGGCGCCGUGUCCCGGCUGAAGGUGCUGGAUUCUUGACCUCCCCUCCUCCAACCGGGCUGGCUCUGCUCGUGUGUCCUGGCGCCCGGCGCGUAAGGGGCUAGCACCUGAACAAUGAGGACAAGAGGAUUCCUUCUCGAAAAGCUGGGACUUCCCCUCCAGAGCCUGGGCCUGGGCCUGGGCCAGGACCACAGGAUCACGAGCAAGUCACUGAAACCUCCUGUGCCUCGAUUUCCCUUCUGCGAAGUUUGUCGGCACUCUUACUAACAAGUGCUGAAUAAGGGCAAAACCACACCCUUCAUGUAUCUCUGUAUGCGUGCACACUAUACACCGUGUAAUCACCCCUCAGUGUCUUUUCCAAGUGAAGACUCCCGACUUGGGGUGGAGAGGUGAGGGCCAGGUAAGCCGGCUUGGGGCCUCUGGGGCCGACACCUGGGUCUUUGCUCAGCCAUGCCCACCUGGGCUAGGGGCAAACCAGGACCAACCGGCAGGCCUGUGUGGGCUUCGGUCUGGGGAUUGGGCACUGCCUCCUCCCUCUGUCCACCCCCCCAAAAAAACCCCAGGAUUGGCACCCCUGCCCUUGCUUGCUGCCCCUCUGAGUGGGCCAGGCUGGCUCUUGGCUGUGCAAAGGUCCCUGGUCCCUGGGCAGGUGAGGAUGGAGUUCUUCCAGGCUGGGACUGGAGGGUUGGUGGGGAGAGCAAAUGCUCCGUUCCCCUGAUGCGCCCUUCAGCCCGUGGGGGCCUCAGAGUCCCCACUUGCCACUGGGCAGGGCUUCUGGUCAUACCACCUGGAUGUGGGCUUCACUCCCCUCGGCCAGCCGUGGGGUUAGAGAGGAGACCUGUUCUGUUCUCAGAAUAAACAUUAUACCA
This is a messenger RNA of Neomonachus schauinslandi (Hawaiian monk seal), 4527 nucleotides long. RefSeq names its product calpain 5 (gene CAPN5). The coding region runs from base 250 to 2172 and encodes 640 amino acids. Gene Ontology annotation, molecular function: calcium-dependent cysteine-type endopeptidase activity. The record is from RefSeq and is a predicted model, not a curated record. Gene Ontology annotation, cellular component: cytoplasm. The transcript has 13 exons. Gene Ontology annotation, biological process: proteolysis. Lineage: Eukaryota; Metazoa; Chordata; Mammalia; Carnivora; Phocidae.